CAUAUCACCAAGUAAUCCGUUAGACACAUAGCAUCACCAGCAUUAUAAAGCUGGGAAGGAUUGAGGGCGGAAUACUUGACAGCUCUCUUUCUCUCUUUAUCUCUUUUCCUGCUUGCUUGCCUUUGUCCAAUGGCGAAUACCAACGCCACGGUCAUUAGCGUUGCUCCUUCUCCUCCAUCGCCAGCCGAAUAUGCAGCAGAAAGCGAGCCAACGUCGUCACUCUAUGGCAAUGCCACCAGCACCCGCACUAACAUUGGCCCGUCGCCCAAACUGGAUGAGUAUCGCAACAUGAUUCGCCACAUUCUGACAAAGAUCAGCAAACGACGUCGUCCACCGUCUGCCUUGGUCCAGCUGGUUGAAUCCUGUACAUCAGUAGAACCUAAUACAACUUUUGAUAAUGAAGAAGUUGUAGAUCUACUGAUGCAACUACGAACGGCCCUGACUUUAUGCGAAAAGAGUGGCCUCGGUCCUGAAAUAUUGAUACAGCGAGAUCCGCGUGUAUCACCAGGACCAUCGCAAGGCAACUCGCCCAUCAUGGCCACUUCACCACAGACACUAGCAUUCGAAACAGAGCAUAAAGUAUCAUCGUUUGAAAAUAUCGUUGCUAUGCUCGAUGAUCUAGUAUUGAACGAUUGCCGAUACAGCACAGCAAAUCCACGACCUUCACGACCGCCAUACAGCAUGCAAUCCGUCUUGGUUGAUGUAGCUACGAUCUUAGUGACCUUAUGCGACGAUACGAUGCUGCUCUCUAUAAUCGGCACGACAAUGCUGCCUGCAUUUGAUUCGUUCCCGGAGGGACCGUUGCUUGGCAAGCUUCUGGGCUUCUUUCUGGAUGCACUCCUUCCUCGAUUGUCUCAGUGCAAAGCCGAACAGAAAACAACAUCAUAUACGGAAAAUCGGCAUAAACAAGCACAACAUACCACGGUAGCGGCAGCGGCAGCGGCAGGGACGGGAACAGCCACGGCAGCACCUACUAUCAACAUCCAAAGUCCCGACUUUGAUGAAGACAAUACCAAAAUCCAACGAUCAUCUCAUCUAACCAUCGACACACAACUUUCACCCACAUCUUCACCAAGCAGUCCACAACAACACCAUCAUAUACAGCACACUGCACGCGAUCCCGUACAUGCGCUAUUUACGCCACUCGUAUUCUUCAUGAUCGAAUAUCUUGAUCCGUACCUUGAAGCAGCACACUUAUCCGAACCGCUUACAUUCACGCUUCCACAUCAGUCCCACUCCAUUCACAAUUUCCACAAGGCACUGUGCUUGAUGAUCAAUCAGAAGCCUGACUUUUAUCUCGACUUGUUACGUGUUAUUUCGCACGGCGCGCCUGAUGUCAGAUUCAGGGCCUGUCAAAUUUUAUUCCACUACUACAAUAUAAGCACUGGCCACGUGGUUGUCGCCGAAGACUUGCCUGAAUUUGGCUCUAAAACCGAGAUUGAAACUCUUGCAAAGGCUAUGGAACAACAGACAUUCGAACAAGACCAGCAACAUCAGAACGACCCGACGUUUCUCGAAAGCAUGAUGGGCAAUAAUAACAGUAACAACAACAAUAACACGGUAUAUAACGGUAUCAAUCGAAAAUACCGAAGUGGGCUUCUCAACCCUGUCGUCGGUGCUUCUUCGCCUGCACCACGCAGCGACGAAUCGCUGGACGGAGACGAUAACUCUACGAACAGUCGAGAGUCGCAUAUCUGGUUUCCACACAUGUUUGCUGAAAACAGCAGAAAUCAGGCAGAAGAAUUGACGCUGCAAGCAUCACAACGUCUUUCGACUGGAAUCCAGGCGUUCAGUACGGUCGUCCACGACGAUAUGAACGGCGCUUACUGCAAAGAGUGCUACAAAAUUAUCAAGGGUUAUGGUUUACGGUGCUAUCAAUGCAAAUGCAGUCUGCACUAUGGCUGUCUCUCCAACAGCGAGCAAGACAUUAUGCUUUAUGUAAAAGAAGGGGGCAUCCAAAAGGUAGUCAGCCCGCAAUUCUGUCGCAUCCCGCCACAACCACGUUUUUGCUGUGAUACCAGUGUCGCUGCAAGCAGCAGUUCUCCGACAAUUAUCCACCUUCUGGGUCACCAGUUCAUCCUUGUCAACCUGUACACCCUGAUGUUGUGUGCAUCGUGCUGCUUGCCGUUAUGGGGUAUCUCUUACCAAGGUUAUCGUUGUUCGACGUGCAAUCGGUUCGUGCAUCCCGAUUGUUUGGCUAAAGCAGAACAAGAGGGUGGGUUCAAGCACGCUGCUUCAACGAUCCAAGGAUGUCAUCCGUAUCAGCCGUUGCUCGAAAGCCAUACGAAAAUCUCAGAAACAGCACUAUGCGAUGGACUCCGUGGAUUUUAUGGCGAUCUGUUCCCGUCUUCCGAAAGCGACAUGGUUACCAAAAGCUUUGAAGAGGUGGGUGUGAUGCUCAAUAUACUCCUGAUUCAGGACAACAUUUUGCAGUGCGGUAUCGCUUCUGGUUGUCUGUUGAUCAGUCAAGAAUCGGAUGAUCCGUUGCUCGUUCCUCAGAACUGUGAGGAUGUGGACAUGACACGCGUAUCGAAUGCAUCGCCAGCGCUUCGUAACGCACUGAGACUGUGCAUGAAGUACAUUAAGACAGGUAGCUGUCCGACGUCACGAUUUCUGGGCAGCUUCUACAGUAACCGGCAACAUAUCGUGGAAGAGUGCGUGCUGAGCAAGGAAGAAUAUUUGGCACAUAUCUGUGCCAUGAUGAAGUCCGGUAUUGCAUCGACUAAGCUAGGCGAAAAACACACCUCCUUGACAAGCGAUUAUUUGCAAGUGGAGCAAUGGGACGAUCAUCCGCACGGCGACGACGCUUGGGACGCUACACCCCAGGAGGUGAUUGAUCGAGACGCGAUGCUGGAAUGGCUUAUGGACAACGUACGGAUCAAAAGUCGGCGGGCAGCCGAGAUAUUGCUGCAACAUAUGCGAAACUUGGGUCUUUUCGAACGGCAAGACGGCACGCACAUGUUGUUCACGCUCGCAGGGGAUAAGCCCGUCCCAUGUAUCUUCCCCGUGCCUUAUGUGAUCGACUGUAUGCCAACAGUGGAGACGCUGGUGGAUGCUAUUGAAGCUUGUCUUGACGAUAUCGACAUUACCAUCAAUGAAUGUGGUAUGCUUCUGCUGGUCCGUCGGUGCUGGCCAGAUCCAUUCAUUUCACGGUAUACCUGCGAACGGUUGAUCCUGGCCAUUCUGUCAUGGGUAUUCCAAGAGGACGAGAAACUAUCUGCUUUACAUGCCGAGUACACGGGAGACCAUGGCGCUGGUCAUAAGCUCCACCCGUUGCCAGGUGUCAAGAAUAGUCGGUGGACGCAGGCUGCUCAAGCUGCGUUAGUGUCACGCAUGAAGGGUGCCGACAAGAACAACAGACAAAGCAUUACCUUUGCCAUGGGAAUGAGCAGCGGUGCAGGAAAUGUGUAUGUGACAACUCGUGGAGCACUGCGCGAUCGUUACUUGGUUCGCUGGAUGGCCAUGAUGCAUGAAAUGGACCCCAAGGGCUACGCAUCAAUGCUGUUUGAUACGAUCGAACGUAUCGUUGAAGGCAAACGCGAAGAAUGUGUCCCAUGGAUCGACAGCCAAGAUGAACAGAAAGCAACAACACAGCGCUUUGAAGAGUUUGUCGGGUAUAUUUUAAAGCUCAAGGCCUCUGGAUUAGCAUUCUCUGCUCUUGACGAGGUCUUGCAACGCUGGCUUGACAAGUCUUACGACGAAAGUGAACAACAAGGACUGCUUCGCAAAAAGGAACCUGCGGAUAUACGCAAUUUGGCGAAAUUGUGCUCCUCUAAGGUGACUGUUUCCAAAUCGCCAGCAGCCGCUGGCAAGUCUGCAGCAACAGCGGCAGCGGGCGACCCAAGCCAUGCUUUUGAUGUGAUCACGGCGCUUUUUGCAGCAGGCGAUACAGGAAGUGUCGAGCGUGGUAUGCGAUGGCUGGCGCUGGUCAUGCAUGCAGGCACCGGUAUUCCCCCGGCCUCUGUUGCGAAAAUUGCCCGCCACUUGGUGCUUGCGCGUGCAUCAAUCACCACUACUGCCAAGUUUGUGGAACUGCUCUGGUUCCAGAGUGUCAACAUCCUGAAUGUGAGCACGUCGCGUGCCGUCAUCAUCGAUGCUGUCGGGUACCUGAACGAAAUUGCAUUGGAUUCGUUGCACGCCAAAGAGAAUGACCAAGACUUAUCCAUGGAGCGCCUUGCCAGUGCACAGAAGUUUAUAAAGUACAGCGCUGCAUUAACAUGCUUUGCAUACAAUUGCCCGCUCGGAAACAUUGCAGAACUUGACAUUGUACCCUAUUUUGGAGACCACGUGGCACAAUUAACACACAACAAACGCGCAUCCACCCAUGUCGACAACACAUUACCGAUGCAAGUUGACGAAAACACGCCGGUUAUCCGCUGCAUGCUGCUGUAUCUCCGAUUCGAUCAACUGAAUAUCCGUGCGGAUGUGCUCAAGAUGUUCUACGCACUUAUCCAUUGGGGAUUCGGCAUCAGCAACAAAUCAGACCUUAUCAGUCAGGCGACUCCUGCCUUGACUUCAGCGUAAGUCCCCGUGUCUCUUUUCCGACUCUCCCUGAACUGUACACACAAGGCAGUGGAAUUCACAGAACUUC
Zychaea mexicana is the source of this 4591-nucleotide messenger RNA. RefSeq lists its product as uncharacterized. Lineage: Eukaryota; Fungi; Mucoromycota; Mucoromycetes; Mucorales; Lichtheimiaceae. The record is from RefSeq and is a predicted model, not a curated record. The transcript has 7 exons. The coding region runs from base 130 to 4524 and encodes 1464 amino acids.